This is a messenger RNA of Dermacentor andersoni, 570 nucleotides long. RefSeq lists its product as uncharacterized. The record is from RefSeq and is a predicted model, not a curated record. Gene Ontology annotation, molecular function: RNA binding. Lineage: Eukaryota; Metazoa; Arthropoda; Arachnida; Ixodida; Ixodidae. Gene Ontology annotation, cellular component: mitochondrial ribosome; mitochondrion; nucleoplasm. Gene Ontology annotation, biological process: mitochondrial translation.
UGCUGUCGCAUCCUUCCUCCAUGUGUUACGCUGUUCGGCGCUAUGAGUGCUCCAUGUGAGCGAACGUAACGCUUUCAUUUGCUUCUUGUAUUGUCUAAUUCUUAUAACGUGUCAUCGUGUGUCUGUGUAAAUAGAAUGCGAACGACAGAGCCGUUGUACGGAAACGGCCGGCGACCUGCCGAGCCACCGGUCCCGUUCCGGCAGCUCUUGCCCAUGCAACUGAAAGACAGGAUCUCUGGAAAGAAAGGUCGCCAGAACGAUGUCGCCUGUUUACCAGAGAUGAUGACCUUGUUCUCCUGCUUGGCUGAAAAAAACUAUGAUUCCAAUAACUGUACUAAGGAAGUCACAGCAUUUGAAGGCUGCUUCAACAAAUUCUUGAAACGUAAUGCAGAGUACAAGGCUAUUGGCUCGCUAGGAAUCUUGACUCCAGGGCUAAAGGCAUCGCAGUUGUCUACGCAGCAAGCUAAUUCACUUCUGAAAAAGUAUCCCAUUGCAAAUUUAUUAAAGAAGGUUCGAUAAUGUUAGAUACUUCUGUAGCUGAGAAUAAAGAAUGUGUUAUUUCAUUGUGCA